Molecule: messenger RNA, 5726 nt
Organism: Stylophora pistillata
Lineage: Eukaryota; Metazoa; Cnidaria; Anthozoa; Scleractinia; Pocilloporidae
Biological process (GO): regulation of gene expression
Cellular component (GO): nucleus
Source: RefSeq, a predicted model, not a curated record
CACUGGUGAACGGUUUUCUUUCGCUCUGUCUGUUUUAAUCAACAUACGAAUUGCUAGCCGCCCUAAAAGUGGUUACCAUCAAUAGUGGUUAUGGUCUAAAGGGAAGGAUUGCUCGGUAGAAGCCUCGUACAACGCUUACUGUUCAACAAUCUGGGAGAUACAAGAUUGAUGUGUGGUCGGACAGUGAUUUCAAGAAAGGAAUUUCUGUCAGUAAUUUGAUUUCAAAGGAAUUUUUACUUUACACUGGAGAGGACCUCUGUCAAGGUGCACUGAUCUGCUUAUUUAGUAAUGGCCUGCAAUGAUAUGGAAUAAGCAAGUAUAAAACCUCUAACCAUGGCCAGCAAUAUUGAAUCUUUUGGAAAAAAGGCUCAAAAGGAAAACAUGAGUGAUGUAAAGAUGCAUAAUUUCACAGAAUGUUGUCGAAUGUGGAUGUGCGCUCACUGCAGUAAGAGCUUCGCCUCGUCACGCGCUCUUAAGAUCCACGAAGUCAAGCAGCACGAAAACGCCGCUCGCCACGUCCUCAAAUGCGGCACGUGCCACGAGGAAUUCGAGCACGCGAACCUCCUCCACAUUCACAUGCGGGUUCAUCACAAUGUAAAGGUCCGCUGUCCGAGGUGCAAAGACAUAUUUGAACACCCUAAUGUUUUGAAACUUCACAUCAAAGCGCAUCACUCUGAACCGGUUUGUGUGGCUUGCGGGCUCAAAUUCGACCACGACAAACUAUUGCGCUUACAUAUGGAGCAUUAUCACAAGGUCGAGAGCAAAGGGACAAAGUUGGCUGUUACUUCGCCUCAUCAGCUGAUUGAUGAAGAAAUGAAAGUUGAGGAUGAGGAUAUGGAAUUGAAAAAUACUGCAGUGGAGGCUGAGCAUGCUGAUGUAGAGACUGGACACGAACAGACUAAUGGUUUUGUUGCCAAUGAAUGGGAGGAUGACAGCCAGUGUCUGGAGAGCGAUGACGAAGCAACUUCUCUCGGUAGAGAUGAUAUAAAAGAAGACGGUAUUACAGAGAGUGAUACACGAGACAGUGACUCCGACAAGGCGAUGGAAAUUGAGGCAAUAGAAACAAAAACUUCAGUGUCACAAGAAAACUCCCAACCUGAGCUUCAACAGAAAACACCGCCAUCUUCUCCCGAAAAUCGAACAGCUUCGCCGCCCACGAAAGACGUGGUCAAUGGAUUGUUUACUUCAGCUGUUGAUUAUCAUCAGAUGCCAAAUCAACCGAGGCGGUCUUCGGUCAUCGUUACAACCAAAAGCUUCUCUGGUAUUCCACUACCUUUUACAUUUCCACAAAAAAAUGUAAAGCGAAAAGCGGAAGAUCUUGAAGAUGCUCUUGUCGAACCAGAUCCGUCUUAUGUUGCUGAACGUACUGGCUUGCCCGAUUUGGAUGAUGGUCUCGAAGGAAGCCCAGAAUCACCCACCGGAUCGUACUCGUCCACUCUGUCUGGGGACGAGAGCGGUGACUCUGAGUCAAGUAUUCACAGAGCUAACUCAACAAAGCGCCCAACGCUACGGUGUAAUCGGUGCCAGGAGGAAUUUUCGACUAAAAUGGAGUACUUGCAUCAUUUGAUCUCCCACCAAAAAGGAGACAGCGACAAAACGAGUUCAGAAAAUCAUGUGGUUGAUAAGCUGAAAUCCAGCUUGCUUAUUAAAAUGGAAGCAAGGAAAAGAGACACUGUCCGAGAUGAUAAGGAAGUCGUUAGUUUCCGACAAGAUAAAUGUUUGACAGACGAUAACACCGUCUCCGAAUCUAAUCGAACAAGUCCGUCUCGUGACGAAGAUUGUGUUAGUGAUGUGGCCGUCCCGUGUACGAUGUGUAGCGAGAAAUUCCCCGACUCGCGAGAGCUUAGAGCUCAUAUGAACACUUGUCAUAAGAAACCUCAUUGCAGUGAAUGUGGACUGCAUUUUGAACAUAAGAACUUGUUGAAAAUUCACAUGAACUCUUACCACAGUUCGUUAGACUUGCUACAGUGCUACUACUGUGGAAAAUCGUUCGACAACCGCCCGGAAUUCGUUAGCCAUGUAACAUCACACGAAACCUCACUCGUAAAUUCCAAAGACGAACGAAGGAAACCGAAUAGUCUCCGACGAACUCCAAGUGGCGUGACUACUGAGGAAACUGCUUGUGAAGACCGCUCGAAAAAAGAUAAUCAUUUGGAAUCUGACUAUGGGCGUAACAGUGAAGUUUCGGAGGACAAAUGUGAGACAAAACAGCAAGGAGAUGUUUCCUCUUACGAAGACUCGAUGAAAAGUCGAGUGGAUGAUUUGCGUUUGUAUGCGGAACAACGGUUUCCCACAACGUUAGGCCCUUUUCGCCAUCACAAAAAGGAAACUAGUUCCCCAACAGAUUCGCACGAAGACGAAAAACCUUUCCUAAUGGGUCCAGAGUCGAAAACAAGGAUCUUCCUUCCGAAAUCCCGCGAGACAAUGGAACGAGAGGAAAAUUUACGCGAUCAACGACGUGUUCCAAAAGAAUUAGAAGCCUUCUCAACAGCCGCAAAACUAAACCACGAUGCAGUGGAGAGGAUGCGCAAAACAGAUUCUCUAAACAGUCGGUUGUCCGCUUUCUCAACGUUUGAAAGGACCAACAGAGCCUACGACCUCACCAAAAAUAUAUUCCUGGGGUUAAGCAGAGGUAAGAGAGAAGGCCUGCCCAUGGGGGGUCCCCCACCACUCAUCCCUGUGGUGCAUCCAAGAUUCGCGUCAAAUUUCUCGCGGCAGUCAGAAUCGGGAUAUAGGAGGGUUCACCAGCCCCUUUCCCGCACAGCCUCGGCUAAUUCAGCUCUUCUUCCGUCAGAAGUGAGCUUAAGAAGACUUCACCCGCCCCUUUCUCGUACAGCGUCUGAUAACACAGCCCUCCUACCAUCAGAUGUAAGUUUUAGAAGAGUUCACCCGCCCCUGUCUCGCACAGCAUCAGCUAAUUCAGCCCUCCUACAGUCAGACGUAAGCGCAAGGCGGGCUCAUCCGCCCGUCACUCGCACAUCGUCACUGAAUUCAGCCCUCCAGCAUCCAGGUGUCCAAUUCAAGAGAGCUCAUCAGCCUGUUACUCGUACAACGUCUGCUAAUUCAGCCUUCGGAUAUCACCGGACACCUUUCCCUGCGUUGACCCCUAAUAGAGCACAAGAGCCGGUGGAAAGAACAGCUCCUCCAGGCCCAUUACAAGACAGCGCUCAGGGCCAUCGAGAGCUACCAACUCGCGAGAGCAUCAACAACAUUACCAAAGAGGCACUGCUUCAUUCCCUGUCUCUCAAAAGAAGGGCCAGUGCGCCUGAACUUGGGACUCAACUGACACCACAGGAACACCAGCAGUUGAUGUCGGAGACUCCAAAAAUUUCAAAUCUUGUAAAGAAAAGUUCUCCAAAAGCUGAAAAUGCAGAUCAUCCUGUCACUUCCCCAGGGCGCUCCCGCCAGCUUAAUGAAGCGUAUCGACCAAGGCGAAGGCACCCACGUGACUUCUCGUGCCAUCACUGUGGCAUUUACUUCGGUCACAAGAAACUGCUUAAGAUUCAUCUAGACUGCUAUCAUGGUUCAUCGCAGGAGCUCCAGUGUCUUCGUUGCGAAAAGAAUUUUUCCAGUCGCUCAGAGUUUCUGGAACACUUGAUGUCUCACGAAGGAGGAGACGAAUUGUUGGCGAUACAGAGAAAACGUCUUAAGUUAACCGCCCGUAACAGCGUGCCGCUUACCUCUUACGAGGGUGAGACUGUUAUUCGACGUGAGCUGAAUGUAACUGUAGUUGCGCAGGACACUACUUCGACUAAGGAAACAACCCGAAGGGUUAACCCCAAUGGAAGGAAUAUCCGAGAAGAAUUUCUCCAUUCCCUCCCGGAAGAAUUAACUCAGGGGGUCGCGAAGUUACAUCGUGAAACCUCCCAUCAGCAAGACCAGCUAAACAACGACUUGAAACAUCAACGCGGUAUAAACAAUGCUAACCCCAGUGGCGAGAGAGGCGAGGAACCCGAUGGUGCAAAUUUCUGCUUCGUGUGUGGCCAGUCGUUUAGUAAUGGCAAGAAACUCGAGCAUCAUAUCUCCUCGCACGCCGUGGUUGACAAAGAAGGCCGCUACUGCUGCUCCUUGUGCAGCAAAACGUUUGAUCAUCACCGCAAACUAGAAAUCCACACUCGGAGCCAUACGGGUUUUAAGCCUCACAAAUGCGAGCUUUGUGGUCGGUGUUUUCCUUAUUACAGCUCGUAUUACUACCACAAGAUGACCCACACUGAGGACCGACCGCACAAGUGUGGAGUAUGUGGCAAGGGAUUCAUUCAGACGAGAUAUCUGCGCUCUCACAUGAAGACGCACAAAGAUCAAAAUGGAUGGGCAAGUGACGAGGAGCCAAACGAAGAAAAACCCGAGCAAAUGGAGACGAGCGAAAAAGUUGAGACAACGACAUCUCCGUUGAACGAGAUUGAAACGAAGAUUGACACCCAACCUGUCGAUCAACCAAGUGUUGCACCCGAUAGGGAUUUAGAGGAGCACGAUACAGCGAGAAUUUUGUGUAGUUUUAAGCAAAGUAGUAGAGUUGGAUCAAGAGAGCAAAGUUCACCGAAACAAUCCGAGACUGAAAAAGAGAUGCGUAGCGAAACAAGGCCAAACGAGUCCUCAGAAGUUGGAGGAUCUCCGAGUAUAGAUCGAUCACUUGAACUCGAUAGUAUACCUAACACUAACGGAACACCAGAAGAAAACAAUUUUCCGCAAAACACAGAUAAUAAUUUCGUUAAAGACAAUGACACUGCGACAGAGGUCAAGAAAGAAACGACCCCAGACUCAUCUGAAGAAUCUGCCCCAAAGACUAAAAGAAAGAAAUAUCUCUGUAAACACUGUCACAAAAACUUUAGCUCGUACAGCAGCCUUCACGUUCACGUCCGCAUACACACUGGUCAGCGGCCUUACUCCUGUAGUCACUGCUUCAAAAAGUUCACGCAUUCCAGCGGUUUAAAGCGUCACGUGAGAUGUCACACCGGUGAGAAGCCGUAUCCAUGUCCAGCAUGCCCCUCGGCCUUUGCUGACCGCGGUGCUUUGAAGUCGCACAUCAGAACACAUACAGGAGAGAGACCAUUCGUGUGCGAUUUGUGCAACAAGACUUUCACACAACCCAGUUCUCUUCGUGUUCAUAAAAAGACGGUGCAUGCUCACGAGUUUUUUGACUGAAAAGACUGCUAAAUGAACAACUUUUUCUAUUUCUUAGAUUUUCUUAAUGUUUAGAACUUUAAGAAUUAAGAACCUCAUUUCAACUUUCUAUUUUCUUGUGUGUCGUGUAAUUCUGACGAGCAGUGAAAGUUAAGUUUUGUUUCUUGAUGCUGUGAAACGUGGUUUUGAGGUACAAAAAAGAUUUUGGAUACAUAAAAAGAAACAUUUAAUCUUGACAGAAUGGUGUACUCGAUUAGUUUUUGGAGAUUAGUUUGUCUCGCCUGUUUCAAGGAGUUAAGACUACGAGCAGGUCAUCCUUUUCGGCGAAGUCCGUCGCACAAGUAAAAGAAAAUCAGUGAUAAAAAAAAUUAAUGUUAGCGCUCCGCACGGAAUUCUAGGGGAGACCUUUUUUAUGUGUCUCACUUUUUUCAACGAAUUUUUAUGGCUCAUGCAAUGAGUUUCGCCGAAAAGGAGGAAUUGCUCGCAGUCUACAAAGGACUUAAAACAACGAGGCGGUAUAAUUUUCACAAAUUAUGAUUUUGGUGAAUAGGCGUUGAACACUGUGUUGUCAAGUCUCCAAGAUUGAAAUAACACUUUUAGUUUUA